Messenger RNA from Phytophthora nicotianae INRA-310, 228 nucleotides. RefSeq lists its product as hypothetical. The coding region runs from base 1 to 228 and encodes 75 amino acids. The transcript has a single exon. Gene Ontology annotation, molecular function: FMN binding; oxidoreductase activity. Lineage: Eukaryota; Oomycota; Peronosporomycetes; Peronosporales; Peronosporaceae. The record is from RefSeq and is a predicted model, not a curated record.
AUGACGUCGUCCGGGUACAACCGCUCGGAAGGGAUCGAAGUCACGGAGAGCGGAUUGGCAGAGUGUGUCACCUACGGUCGCUCGUUCGUUGCCAACCCGGACCUAGUGCACCGUCUUGAGGUCAAUGCCCCGUGGAACGAAUGGGACUUCAAGACGUUCUACCCGUCACCGGACGCGCCCAUGUCUGCAGGCUACACCGACUACCCCGCGCUUGAAGUGAAGGCCUAA